UGUUCCAUGGGCACGGAAAACGGAAUCGGAACACGGAAUCGGAAAGGUGAAGUGGUAGGGGUAACCAAUCAGCAUCGUUCCGUUCCGAUUUUAACUAGCCUAGUUUCCCAUGGGGUAUAUUUUUCGGAAACGGAAAUUUUUCGUACUGUCAAUCACCAGUGGUCUAGUUUCCACCGAGGGUUUGAACCGGGUCAGAAUGCAAGAACCAACCAACUACAGUCGAACAUUCCCCUGUCAUUCGAUUGUAACAAAGGAAUGCUCGACUGUAGUUGGUCGAUUCUUGCAUUCUGACCCGGUUCGAAUCUUCGGUGGAAACUAGGCCAGUGAUCACUAGCGAUUAAAAAUAAUAUUGAAACAAUUCAACUAAAAGCAGCAUUGAAAAGGUGAAAAAUGUCAUCUAAUGAUAUAAAAGAAGCAGAUUUAUCUAUUAAGGAAGCAUAUAAGAUGUAUUGGAAGUUAAAAACACGAGCGCUCGAGGAAACUCUUACAGACAUUACUUUCUGCGACGAUAUGCAAGACAAUAUCUCAAAUAAAUCACCGCGAAAGAUAGUAGACAAUCAGAAGCAAGACAAGAAUCUGAGUCCAGAAAAAGUUACAAAAAACUCAGAGAACAUAAAUCCUUACAAUAGCAAACGUUUGACGGAAAUUGAGGACUCAUUCAAUCAACUGGAUUCAGUGAACGUUGAAGGAGCCUGGGGCAACCAUCUUAGCAAAAACAAAGAACAGGUGUCAAAGAAGAAGCAAUCUCUGUUGAAUGGUAGAUCUUCUUCCUUUCAAUUGUCUAGAAAUAAGUUUGAGAGUUCAACAUUUACUAAACGAAACCCGAGAAAAUCGCUGUCAUUGGUAAAAAUAAGGAACAGAUCUGAGAAUAUCCUAAAUAUCUCGAGCGUCGACCGGCUGGAUACAGAUAAGGAUACAACUGUUGAUGAGGCAAAGCCUAUAUUCGGCGAAUUGAUGAAAGUAACAUUUGAGAAAAGCAAGCCUGUUUUACAACACUCCGUUAAUGUUGUUCAACAAUUGGCCGACAGCUAUACGACUGGCAUAAACCGUAAUUUAAAUUCAGGCUGGCUGCAUCGAUGCACGAGAGACAAUAAUUUGGAAGUGACAACGAUCAACCCUCAAAGGCUGUCGGGUACUAGCGAUUCUGGAAUAGAGUCCAUGGAAUCCAGCAUUUAUUCUCCGAAUGACUUGGCGCCUACUGUGCAUUUUUCGUCGUUUCAAGUCUCCGAUGAAGAAGAUUUUAUAUGUAAUAGUGAAUCUGAGGAAGAACACGGGAAUAAACGCAUUAGAAACUUCAAGAAACGAUUGAGUGAUCAAGAUGGUCAUCCCAUAAAACGACGAUGUAUUCAUAUUGAUUCUGAUUCUACGAUCGCUGGAUUUCAUAUAACCGAUAGUGAUAGGUCCAAGCUGACUUCCUAUGUCGAUAGAAGUUUUAAUUUAUUGUGUAGAGAUGAGCAUAGUAAAAAUAAAAUUAACAAUGCUAAUGCAUUUGAAUUGACUAAUAAUGUUAGUACAAGCACAAAUAUAAUAAAUGAAUCAAUUAGAAUUAAAAAAGAUACAAUUACUUUAGGUUCAAACAUUGAAUCGAAUGUUAUCAUUAAGGACAAAAUGAUAUCUGAAAAUAUCUGUCCGACCGAAAGCGAUCAAACUAAAAAAGUAUUCAGAAUGAUUGAUGUUAUUCCAAAAUCAACCAAUCUUAAGAAUCAGAAAGACUUUUCAACAUCCGAUGAAAAACCUGUGAAACGUGGAAGAGUCAAACAAGUAUCUAACAAUUUCGACCCCAGUUAUAUAGAACAAAAUAAUAAAGAACCUAAGACAAGGACAAAAACGAAUAAGAAAUCUAAAAGUCAACGAAAUAAAGAGAAGACGACCGAUAAUAAAAAAAAAUUCGAUGUAAAAAGGAAAUUUUCCAAAAGAGAAUCAAGUUUAGAGAAGGAUAACAAAGAACAAAGUUUAGAUUUAGAAAUGAAAAAGAUUCCGACAUAUAAUGUAGAAAUGUUACAAACGAUUCCUCGCUCUAACAUCAAACCAAGUGGAAUUGGCAAUCUCAUCAUGCAGUUUUCCGAAACUGUUUCCACCGAUGCAAUGAAAAAAGAUGUCUUGAUAUCUUCAACAGCGAGCACAAAAUUGACUGCGAAGGAAAAGCUAGAGAAAAAAAUGGCUGCCGGGACGAUGAAUGAUAAUUUUGUGAGGAUAAAUCUGAAGAAAAAAGUAUUUGUGCGAAGUAAAAAGAACUUUAAUUUUGUUAAAUAUAAGAGGAAUCAAUGGAAACAGAGAAAGAAAGAUUUGACGUCUAGUGAGAGCAAUUUGGACGCGGCCGACUUGAUCGACAAAAAUAGCAUGACAUGCUUCAAAUGUGGUGAGUCUGGGCACUUCGUUAAAAACUGCUCAGCUUCCAAGAACAACGCUCUUUUACCUUUAGAAGAAAUCGAUGACUCAUCGAACUUUCCAACUUUGGAAGAAGCUGAAAAGAUGGCAAAUGAGGCUGCCAUUAUCGCUCACAAUCAUAAGCGACUUCCCAAACAACCAUCGUAUUUGGCUACGAAGACUUGGCAAGAUGAAGAAGAUAUAACGGAAUUAUUUAAUGACGACUUUGCAGACUUUGGUGAGAAGAGUGAUACAUUAACUUUCGGGCAUAAAGUGCCACAGGAAUUAAUAUCCAAAUUAUUGCCGCCUCAAAUGAAAGAAAUUAAUUCGUUAUAUGAUGUGAACGAAGAUAAUAGUCUCAUUGAAACUCCCACGGAAGUCUUCGAGGCAUUACGCAUGUUUGGUCAUGAAAAUUUCAGAGUUGGCCAAGAAAAGGCAGUAAUGAGAAUUCUAUCUGGCCAAUCUACCCUGGUAACGCUAUCGACAGGCUCUGGGAAAUCUCUAUGUUAUCAAUUACCAGCGUAUUUAUAUGCUCGACGUUCUGUUUGCAUCACUUUGGUAAUUUCACCUUUGGUAUCCCUGAUGGACGACCAAGUGACGGGCGUACCGUUAUUUCUGUCUGCUGCGUGUUUACAUACCAACCAAACGGCGAAAAUAAGAGAGCAGGUGAUACAAUCUGUGAAGGAUGGAAAGGUGAAUAUUCUGCUGAUAUCACCAGAAGCGGUAGUAAGCAGUGAGAAAUCUACUGGUUUCGGUGCUCUGCUCAGGCAGCUACCGCCAAUUGCAUUUGCCUGCAUUGAUGAAGCCCAUUGUAUCUCCCAGUGGUCGCACAAUUUCAGACCUUCCUACUUGAUGGUUUGCCGAGUACUCAAGGAAAAGUUUAAAGUAAAAACAGUAUUAGGACUCACGGCGACUGCUACGAAAACGACAGUGGAAAGUAUAAUAAAACAUCUAGACAUACACGACGGAAUAGCUGGUGUCAUAUCGGACGUGCCUUUGCCUAGGAAUCUCGUCCUAACGGUAUCCAAGGACGAAAACAAGGAUCAGGCUUUAAUCGCGUUGUUAAGAAGCGAGAGGAUCCGCGAAUGCCACUCUGUGAUAGUAUACUGCAUCCGUAGAGAGGAGUGUGUGAGGAUCACGGGAUUGUUAAGAAUAUCGCUGCAGGAUCCGCGAAAUCCUGAGAAGCCAAACGUGAAGAUAUCCACAAUAGCUGAAGCUUAUCACGCCGGUAUAACACCUGAUAAACGUAAAAUUGUCCAAAAAAAAUUUAUGGACGGGAAGAUUAAAAUUGUGGUUGCUACUGUUGCAUUCGGGAUGGGCAUCAAUAAACCGGACAUCCGGGCCAUUAUUCAUUACAAUAUGCCCGGCACCUUUGAGGGAUAUGUACAAGAAGUUGGUCGUGCUGGAAGGGAUAAUAUUAUAGCACAUUGUCAUUUGUUCUUAAAUCCUAUGGAAGACAGUGAUAAAUGGGAAUUGCGCAGACACGUACACGCGAAUGGUGUAGAUAGACAUACAAUUAGACAUCUACUUCAGAGAAUUUUCAUUCCUUGUUCUUGUGUAAAGAUCAAUGAAAAAAAUUCAGAUCAAAGAUGUCCCGGUCACGAAGUCGCUCUUCCAAUUGAUGAAACUGUUCGAGUCCUUGACAUCACACAGGAAAUGAUUUUGACAUUAUUGUGCUAUCUCGAACUACACCCAAAAAGAUUCAUUACUGUGCUACCGUCCGUGUACGUUCAAGCGCGGGUUUCAAGUUACAAAGGACCACAUGCCCUCAAACAAGCCGCGCAAUCCUCUCCACCGCUCGCAAUGGCAAUAGCGCUGCACAUGAAAAACGGGAUUUCACAUAAAAAUAUUAUAGAAUUCUCAGUAAUUGACGUUGCAUCAGCUAUCGGAUGGGAUAGUGGGAUAGUAAAGAGUCAUCUUAAGACUUUAGAAUGGAAGACAGGAGUUGAUGGCAAGAAGAAACGUUCAGCUAUAUCUGUAGAAUAUCAUAAACUCGGUUUACGAAUGAAAGCACCGGGCGAUCUUAGCGACAUUGAACUGGACGAGGCACUCGAUGCAUUGGUCACACGUACGCAAUCUCAGGAAUCCUUGUGUUUGCAACAACUCGAGCUCACAUCCUCCGCGUUUAAUAAAAUCAGCGUGUCGUCAAUCAAACAUUGCUUGGUGUUAGAUGAUAACGUUAUGAAGAAAUCGGAGGAGCUUAAAGAUACUAUCAGAGAAUACUUCCUAUCAGAUUCUCCUUUAAAUGAUCUCAAUAUCAAUUUUCAGAAUAAAAUGACGAACGAGCAGCAAAUCGCAGCCGAUAUCCGCAAUUUGAUAAUAUGUUAUAGGGAUACUAAGUUCACGGGUCGUGCCAUAGCCCGUAUCUUUCAUGGAAUACAAAGCCCGAAUUAUCCUGCAUUGAUUUGGAGUAGAUGUCGUUUUUGGAGAAUUCAUAUUGCUGCAGAUUUUAACACAAUUUGCAAAAUCGCAGCCAGGGAAAUUCUAGCGUUGCGAUAACGAAAUCAAUUGACUGAGUGAUAUAAUUAAUACAUUAUAUUUAAUUCGAUUUUAAUUAUACACUCACUUUUAAUUCUUGUCAGAAUAAACGUUCAUAAUGCAUUAAAAUGAAUCAACGAACGAAUCAGGUUUGCCUUAAAAAAU
Mycetomoellerius zeteki is the source of this 5010-nucleotide messenger RNA. It is a transcript of the gene RecQ4, whose product is annotated as RecQ4 helicase. Gene Ontology annotation, biological process: double-strand break repair via homologous recombination. Lineage: Eukaryota; Metazoa; Arthropoda; Insecta; Hymenoptera; Formicidae. The transcript is spliced from 7 exons. Gene Ontology annotation, molecular function: nucleic acid binding; zinc ion binding; four-way junction helicase activity. Gene Ontology annotation, cellular component: chromosome; nucleus; cytoplasm. Bases 391 to 4866 code for a protein of 1491 amino acids. The record is from RefSeq and is a predicted model, not a curated record.